AUGUCUCAACCAUGGGACUACAUCGCGAAGAUCGUAUCGCUAGGCGACUCCGGUUGUGGGAAAUCUAGCCUAACCGUCCGCCUCUGCGAAGGCCGCUUCUCCCCGCACCACGACGUGACGAUUGGCGUAGAAUUCGGGUCGCGCAUCGUCCCCGUCGGCCCCCCCUCCUCCUACGCCCUCAACAUCAACAACCCCACCAAACCAGCCACCACCACCCCCCCUCAGCCCUCCAAAAACGACCCCCCGCAAAAACACAUGAAACUCUCCCUCUGGGACACCGCAGGCCAGGAAACAUACAAAAGCAUCACACGGAGCUACUUCCGCGGCGCAUCAGGCGCCCUCCUCGUCUUCGACAUAUCGCGCAAAAACACCUUCCUCAGCGCAACUUCCUGGCUGCACGACCUGCGCCAAAUAGCAGAGGAAGGCAUCAUCGUAGUGUUGGUGGGGAAUAAGAGUGACCUCGCCGCCUCGUCCACCGUGUCUGAAUCAGAGGCCCAGAAUAAGCGCCAGGUCACGCGCGAAGAAGCAGAGGAGUGGUGUCAGGCAAACGGCGUUAUGCAGUAUGUCGAGACGUCGGCUAAGAGCGGAGAGGGCGUCGAAACGGCGUUUCUGGAGGUCGCAGAACGCAUAUAUCAGAAUAUCGAGGCGGGGAGAUAUGACUUGAAUGACCGGAGGAGUGGCGUCAAGGGGCCGGGGGCUGGAGGCGGAAACAGAGCGGGUAUUAAUCUGGGCAUGAAUGAUGCGGCUAAGAGGGGGAAACAGCAGGGCUGGGGCGGCGGAUGUUGCUGA
Molecule: messenger RNA, 789 nt
Organism: Dothidotthia symphoricarpi CBS 119687
Lineage: Eukaryota; Fungi; Ascomycota; Dothideomycetes; Pleosporales; Dothidotthiaceae
Product: ras-domain-containing protein
Exons: 2
Coding region: 1-789 (262 amino acids)
Biological process (GO): regulation of endocytosis
Cellular component (GO): endosome
Molecular function (GO): GTP binding; GTPase activity
Source: RefSeq, a predicted model, not a curated record